Messenger RNA from Phyllopteryx taeniolatus (common seadragon), 2761 nucleotides. RefSeq names its product RNA binding motif protein 44 (gene rbm44). The record is from RefSeq and is a predicted model, not a curated record. Lineage: Eukaryota; Metazoa; Chordata; Actinopteri; Syngnathiformes; Syngnathidae. The coding region runs from base 306 to 1961 and encodes 551 amino acids. The transcript is spliced from 12 exons.
UAGAGCAAAUAAGAUCAGAGGCGUAUUGAAAGGUCAGAUGACAAAGAUGUUAUGAGGUCAGUUAAAAUUCAUAUUUGCAUAAUUUAUGUAAUACAUGCACGUAACUUGCAGCAACUUUUCAACGAUAGUUUAGCUAAAAAUGAGGUUUUUAUUACACAUAUUGAGCCCUCCCCCAACAUACCAGAAGCUCAAAGACACCGUGGUGCGGUUACUCUAUCCACCACAAGGGCUACCGGAAGUGACGUUGCAAUUGACAAACACAGCGCGCUACACUCUAUACGCAAUGGCGAGCAACGUGUUGGAAUAUGAGGAAGAAGACUGUUUUGACAUACAGGAGCACCCAACUGAACUUGGCAUCGUCAAACCAUACAUGUUUGAGCCGAUCAGGAGGUCGGAACCUGACAGUGACGACGACGAGCAGCCAAGUAGCAGCUGUACAACAGAAAGAGAUUGGCCACUGGGUCCAUGUGACGAUGGAGAUUUUUUGCGGUUCUGCAAAGACACCCUGCCUUAGAACUGCGCUGGCAACACGCUUGUUUGAAGAGUUUGAAUGGCAGGAGUUCGAAAUAGAGCUCCAGUCCAAGCUCUACAGCUUGACAGAAGAUGAAGUUGAGUCGAGUAACAACACUGGUCUGCUAAUUUUACCCGAACAACACAACUCCCUGACGUCUGCUGAGGGAAAUAAAGGGGAGCUUUCCACGGAGCACUGUGUGGAAGAUAUUAAAGGUGACUCAAUGGACACCAGCAUCAUUGAGGAAGACGACAGCAUAAUCUGUGCAUUUAAGAACAAGGUGCAAACAAGUGAGGCUCAAUCUGGUAGUGAAUCAUCUGCAGCCAGCGGCAACACUAUCGUAGAAGAGUGUAAGUGCAUCUCUGCAGUGCCUUGUGUUUCUUCAUAUGGCAUCAUGGUGGGUGCACCAUUCACCGAGCAUUCGUCAGCCUUCACCCAAACUGAAGAGCUUCUCACAGCCGACAAGAACGUGCUUACUGAACUGCACAUGUCUGACCUGGACUAUGUCGCUCAGGAAUUUAAUAAACUAAAGGUGGCCCAGGAGGUGAGAAGCAAAAAAGAGAAGAGUCUGUAUCACCGCCAGGAAAAGCAAUGCGACAAUUUAGGAUGUGCUCAGAAGGCGGAGCUAAGUGUGCUGGCCCUGCAGUACCACAUGUGCCGACAGCACAUUUGCCAGCACGGAAACGUCAGUCAUAAACUGUCAUCUGAGUCUCCAGCCAGUAAUACGACUGUUCUCCAAAAACUGGAAUCUGACUACAAUCAGAUGAGAGAUGAGAUCCUGGCAGGGAUUCCUCUGGAUCAUCUCAAGCCGUUGACUUUAGACUGUGAAGGGAACAGUGAUAAUGUGCUGGGAAAUCCGGGGUCUGGGGUGACAUGUAUGGAGAAAGCACAACAAGGCAGAACAUUAUUAGAGUGCAGCCAGGAUGCUCAGAGAAUGUCCAGGAGCACCAGCACCACCUUUAAAGUGAACACUCCUGAAGAAAACCACUCAAGUGCAUGCAAAGAGCUGAACACGGGUGAGGUGUGGUACGAUGCCAAGGAAGACAUUCAUCCAACUUCUAUACCUGCUAUGGUGGAAGAACAGCCAGAAGACAUGUCAAAAGCAAACACAGAAUUGGCCAACGAGACGAAAAUGGCUCCUGGACUUGGUGUCCCUAAAAUUACCAACAAUGCGACUGAGGCGACCACCCAAAAACGUUUGGGGUUCAGCAGCACGCCCACGGCAAGGGCAACCUUUGUGCCCCAGCACUACGGCACCACAGCUGCAUUUGACACACUGAUGACUGAGCUGACACACAUCCACCCAGGUGUGGCAAGGCAGAGCUUUGUGGGCGCUUUGAAGGAACUGUGGGACAUUUACCAAAGUGAUCUCUGGACUCUGCCCCUCAACAUUAUCAGGAAAAUGGCAUCUGACCUCCUUAACAGGCGAGUGAAUGUGACGCCACCUUGAGAAAAUGUUUUGUUGACCAAAAAAAACGACAUUCAUGUUUGGCCUUUGAAAGUCAUGAUACACCCACAAGGUUUGGAAUUUACGACUUGGUUACUAAUUUGCUAUAAGUUUUGCGUUGAUGCCUUCAGGAUGUCAGGUUUUUGCUAUCGUGACGGUUUUUGCUUUCAGUAGUUUCCUCUACCAGCAUGCUGUUAUGUUAUCAUAGUUGUUUAAAUGGUUUGUAUGCUGCUGCAUUUGUUUGUUCUCUUGCGAUUAAAAUCGUCAUGCAAAUAUUUCUCUCAACUUUGUAAUGACUUAAUAGAACCAGUCUUAGGGGCAUGGUGAGAUGAGGACUCACACUAAUGCUUUUGUGUUGUUUAAACUAGGGCUUGUUUGUAUCUUGAGUAAUAGCAGCGCAAGUCGUUCAAUGCAUCCCAACUAAAUCAUGUACAAAAUAUGCAUCUGAUUCAGAAUAAAUGUGCUAUUACUUUUCAACGGGCAAACACUAAAAUGGGGACCGACUAUUGGAGAUUUUUCCGCAUGCCGAAGCUUCAGUUAGAUCAAGUGUACAACUAUUUUUUUUAUCAAUAACACAAUACUGAGAUGUAGGCUUUGUCUUUAAUUAUAUCCCUUGUGCAUCACAAUCACAAUACAUACAGUACGUAGGAGUCAUUUGAGACAAAACAUGGUUCAGGCUCUUAAAAUGUGUCAUAAUUUGUAUCCGUUCAACCCCUCAAAAUGUUCAAUGGCAUCAGACCUAUCCAAAGAUAUAUAGUUUUUUUUUAUGCCAACUAUGGACAAUAAAAUAAGUAUUGUGCUAU